AUAUUAUCCAGAAGCAGAAAUAUUUGAAUGAUUUAGUGUAAAAUAGAAUAUAAAAUAGUUGUUGGUGAUUUUUCCUGGUUCAACCCAGUAUCAAGAGUACCUGUGUGCAGCGAAAAAGAUAAUCUUUAUCUUAUCAAAUCCUAAAUGUCGAUGGGAUGCGCGGUGUCGUUAUCAGCGAAAGUUUUUGUGCAAGCUAAUAAUGGAAGCAAAGACAAUGAAAACCGGAUUUCUCCUUCUUGUGUUGAUAUCACUGGCAUCCCAAUCACGUGCCGAGGAGUUUUGCCCCAAUGGAUGUCACUGCCACUACGAUCAUGACUCAGGGGAUUUUUACGUGGACUGUUCUGGAUUGGGACUGACAGAACUGCCUCAAUUCCCUGAAACGAAUGUUCAAAUUCUCGAUCUAUCAGAGAACUUGUUCACGUUCAUCCCUCCGGAAAUAUCUCAAUUCUCAAACCUGCGAUACCUGGAUAUGUCAUCAAAUCUAAUUUCUUCGCUUCCACCUUACUCGCUCGAUGGGCUGCACUCACUCAAGCAACUAAAUCUGGCCAAAAACAACAUAUCGAAUUGGGCAAACCUCUACCCAAAUGAACUGCUCCAGAAAACACCUUUUUUGGAAGAGCUGAGUCUUGCAGAGAACCAGUUUACAAGCUUUUCAAGUAACGAAAUUUCACUGGUCUUAGUAAGUGCAUCAGUUCGGUAUCUCGAUUUGAGCAAUUGUAAAAUUACGAAAGUAUCAGGAAAAGAAGUCAUUCAGGGAUUGAUAAGUUUGGAAACCCUUAAACUGAAUGGAAAUCCGCUGCACGGUAUAUCCGACAUAAAAUCUGACAGUUUGAAAACUUUGGAUCUGAGCAACUGCCGACUCAGCACAUUACAACCAACAGCUCUAAGUGGACUAUCAUCACUAGCCUACGUGAAUUUUGCUAAAAACUAUAAACUUUCACUUUCCACCCAUGGUAACGUUACAUCCAGCAGUUUGAGGCGUGUGAAUCUGUCGAACUGCAACAUGGAUUCUAUAGAACUUGGUGGUUUCCCGAACCUUAUAACAGCGGUUUUACGAGGAAACAUGAUUCGUCAACUGAUGGGAAACAGUUUUAUAGCAAAUCCGCUAUUGGAAAACAUCGAUCUUUCAUCCAACUCGAUCAACUUUGUCCACAGUGAUGCAUUUCGGCAGCUAACGAAUUUGAAAACCCUGGACUUAUCGUUCAAUACAAUACCGCGAAUUGAUGGGCGAACAUUCAAGGACAACGAAAUGCUAACGCAGAUAAACUUGAGCAGAAACUACAUCGCUCGAUUGCAAAGGAUCGUAGCCAGCUCAUUGGCACAUCUCAAUAUGAGUUGGUGCGAAAUUCUGUCUAUAGAUGCCGAUGCUUUAGGAGCUAUGCCUUCACUCAUCGAUCUGGAUUUGUCGCACAACUUGCUUUACGAUGACCCUUGGAACAUAGCCUCCGAAACGUUACAGACUCUGGAUCUUAGCAUGUGUCGCAUAACGGCCAUAAGAAAUACAACAUUCUCACGACUUCCAGCACUGAUGCGAAUCAAUCUGUCCGGAAACAGAUUUACAACGCCUUUUCGAGUGGAUUUCUUCGACAAUAAUCCAUAUCUGAGCGAAAUCUGGCUCGGUGAUAAUCCAUGGCGGUGCGACUGCCGUGACGGCGCAUUUUUGUAUUUCUUCCUGUUCUUAACCGAACCUCCUCGGAGGGUAAAUGACCAAAAACAAUUGCGUUGUACUAGUCCGGAAGACUUCUACGGAGCCACUUGGGAAGCAGCUUGCAGAUCCGUAUGGUACCCACAGGACAUCAUGGGGACGACUGAGAGGAUUUGGACCUACUUCAUGUUGGCCAUUUUGGCGUUCUUUGGCUUCUUCUGUUUGUAUUCGUCCAUAAAACGGUUCGUUGAUUCACGUCGAAAGCUUGCUGCAGAACGAGAACGUCGAGAAAACGUAGAGGAAAUGCGUGAAGUUGCUCGUGAAAAUCAGUUAAGACUACGCCAAGAAGCACAACUGAACGCACCAGAUGCUCGUGAAUCACGACCACCCUGUUACGAGGAUGCCAUCCUACUACCCAAGCUCGAUGCUGCUUCAUUUGCAUCACUUGAUGAGCUGCUUCUGCGCGGUAAACGUAAGAAGAAACGAAGACACCGCCAAUCUACUGGUGAUGAAGGAACCGAUGCUGAUGAUGAAACUGAUCGAAAUGAACUUCAACAGAGCAGUCGCUCCAGAAGCGAAAACGUGCUCUCCGUCAGAGCUGUAGUCUAUCAAGAACCUAACGAUACAUUACAAAGGGAAAACUCUCCGAUCUACCAACGUCCAACCUCCAAUCGUGUGGUAGUUGCAAACGUCCAUGCCUCUCCAACUGAAUCUAGAAACUCGAGAGCUCAACCGACGAACGAUGCCGAGCUGCAUUACCAUUCGACCGAUAUUCUACGAAUGGACAGACCAUCAACAUCUAGCCCCACUUCAUCCCGCUGUGUCUCAGUUUCCGUGCCUCAACCAUCCACCCCUGGACCUAGUUCCAGUAAUCAACAAAUUCAGGAUUUUAAUAAUCGAAGCUACGAAAACAGUCCCUACGCUAAGCGAAAAGUCAAACCACUUCAACACAUAAACCCAAAUGGAAGUAUCGAAGAGAUUACAGAUUUUGAAGGAUAUGAAUCCAGCCCCUACGCAAAACGUCGAAUACAGCACAUGGCCAGUUUCAAGGGUGACCGAGAAAGGCCACCACUUCCCGCUAGACCUCCUCCAUCCAAUGCACAGAAGUUGCUUCAAGACAGUGACGACGAUGAUAAAGCUGAAGCAAUCUGCCUCAAAGUCGUUGACGACUACUUCAAACCAGAACAAGCGAAACCCGAUUUGGAUGAUUAUGCCGUUGUGACAGAGGAUGACGUUAGGACGAAUUUGCUGGAACGCAGGCAAGAACCUAACGCUACGGCAAAUGCGGAUUCAAGUGGUAGCAGUAGUAUUGAAAUAAUUCCCGGCAGAAACGACCGCCAGCAGUGAUGCCCGAAUGUUUACGACAGAUAGUUUACGUUAGUCUAUUUUUAGAAUGUCAGUAACUUAUAUACAUGUUCGAAAUAUACGAAUUUAUUAGUUUGAUUACACUAA
This is a messenger RNA of Aedes aegypti (yellow fever mosquito), 3097 nucleotides long. RefSeq lists its product as uncharacterized. The record is from RefSeq and is a predicted model, not a curated record. Lineage: Eukaryota; Metazoa; Arthropoda; Insecta; Diptera; Culicidae. The transcript is spliced from 5 exons. Gene Ontology annotation, molecular function: protein binding. The coding region runs from base 200 to 2992 and encodes 930 amino acids. Gene Ontology annotation, cellular component: extracellular matrix.